Panthera uncia (snow leopard) is the source of this 1442-nucleotide messenger RNA. It is a transcript of the gene HTR5A, whose product is annotated as 5-hydroxytryptamine receptor 5A. Gene Ontology annotation, molecular function: neurotransmitter receptor activity; G protein-coupled serotonin receptor activity. The transcript is spliced from 2 exons. Gene Ontology annotation, biological process: chemical synaptic transmission; G protein-coupled receptor signaling pathway, coupled to cyclic nucleotide second messenger. Gene Ontology annotation, cellular component: plasma membrane; dendrite. The record is from RefSeq and is a predicted model, not a curated record. NCBI's taxonomy places the organism in Eukaryota, Metazoa, Chordata, Mammalia, Carnivora, Felidae. Bases 3 to 1073 code for a protein of 356 amino acids.
AGAUGGAUUCGCCUGUGAACCUAACCUACUUUUCCCUCUCCACCCCCGCCCCUUUGGAGACCAACCGCAGCGGCCUCGGCGGGGAAGACUCGAGCCCCAGCCCCCUCCUCUCCGUCUUCGGUGUGCUUAUCCUGACCUUGCUGGGCUUUCUGGUGGCCGCCACGUUCUCCUGGAACCUGCUGGUGUUGGCGACCAUUCUCCGUGUGCGCACCUUCCACCGGGUUCCGCACAACUUAGUGGCGUCCAUGGCCAUCUCGGAUGUGCUGGUGGCCGCUCUGGUCAUGCCCCUGAGCCUGGUGCACGAGCUGUCCGGGCGCCGCUGGCAGCUGGGCCGGCGGCUGUGCCAGCUGUGGAUCGCGUGCGACGUGCUCUGCUGCACGGCCAGCAUCUGGAACGUGACGGCCAUCGCGCUGGACCGCUACUGGUCCAUCACCCGCCACCUGCAGUACACACUGCGCACCCGCAAGCGCGUCUCCAACGUUAUGAUAGUGCUCACCUGGGCGCUCUCCGCCGUGAUCUCCCUGGCCCCGCUGCUCUUCGGCUGGGGGGAGACCUACUCCAAGGACAACGAGGAGUGCCAGGUGAGCCGCGAGCCGUCCUACACCGUGUUCUCCACCGUGGGCGCCUUCUACCUGCCCCUCUGCGUCGUGCUCUUCGUGUACUGGAAGAUCUACAAGGCGGCCAGGUUCCGCGUGGGCUCCAGGACCAACAGUGUCUCACCCAUAUCGGAGGCUGUGGAGGCGAAGACCUCUGCUCAGCAGCCUCAGAUGGUGUUCACAGUCCGCCACACCACCGUCACCUUCCAGACAGAAGGGGACACGUGGAGGGAGCAGAAAGAGCAGAAGGCCGCCCUGAUGGUGGGCAUCCUCAUUGGGGUGUUUGCGCUCUGCUGGAUCCCUUUCUUCACCACGGAGCUCAUCAGCCCCCUGUGUUCCUGCGACAUCCCCACCAUCUGGAAGAGCAUCUUCCUUUGGCUUGGCUACUCCAACUCCUUCUUUAACCCCCUGAUCUAUACAGCUUUCAACAAGAACUACAACAGUGCCUUCAAGAACUUCUUUUCUAAGCAACACUGAGCACGAGGGCUGGAGAUAGGAAGGAGCUGUCCUGUAACUCAAUCAAAUUUCCAAUUCUACCUACUUCCCCAUAAAUACCCAGCACCACACGGAAGAGGCAAGUCCUCGGAGUUCUCCGGGGUCGUCUUCAGAACGAGCCCUCCCUUCCACGCUCCAAGGCAGGAAUGUGGGUCUUCCCAGACAGUUUUGGUGACCUUAUUAAUCUAACUUGCCUGUUCUUGCUCCCCCUGCACCUACCAGCCACGGACUUUGCCCACAAAGUGCCCUUUCCUCCCCCAAAUCCACUCCAGCAUGGUCAUCGUCCUUGCCCCAGAGAAGUCAGACAUAGCAGAUGAGAGGGAGGAAAUAAAGCAACACGGACAGAUUGAG